GACUAUAUUGCCAAUGUACAAAUAAAAAUAUUAAAUUCUUGUAUUAAAAUGUUUUUAUUUAGGUGAUUCAGGAUUUCUUAAGGCCAUGGAUUAUGACUCCUGUAACAGGUGCAGCAGAAAAUAGUCCAGAAGCAGCAUAAUACAAAGCAAAUAAGAUGCCGUUCGUCAUAAGAGCAAUGCAAUGGAGUAUUAAAAAAGCGUUUUAGAUGCUGUUACGUCGUGACGACUGCACGAUUCUUCUCUUUCGGGUAUCAGUUAUUAGAAUUUAGUUAAGCAGAUAAACGGAUGACACAUGUUCUGUUACGCUGUUAGAUCGCGACGGUUACGCAACUGAUCUCUUCCGGGGGUCAGUUACUAGAAUUUGGCUAAGCAGAUAAUCUCUAUUAUUCUAAUCGCUGAAGAACAACAUGUGUACAGAUGUUUUCCUCAAUGAAAUCAUAUAUAUAGUGCCCUUAAAGGCACGGAAUGCGCACUGCUACUUCUUUUUUUCAUGCGGUCAGAACAGUUUCAGUCUGUCAGUUUGUCAGUAAUUCAAUCAGUCGGUGUCAGUCGAAUAUUUUUUCACCAAGUACAAGUGACCAAGUUUCCUGGCGAUACGCUUUCACCUUCAUCAUCUCGCAGAUCCCUCCGGCAUUCCAGAAACAGAACAUGAAAGCUGCAUCAUCCACUCUUUCCGAUGCUCAGAAACGGAAGCGAGCUCUGAAGAGGCUCCGUUACCGUCGCAACAAGCGAGCUCGUCAAUCAGGGAACUAUCCCUCGCCUAGGACAUCCGAGGUUUUGACACAUGAAGAAACCACGAGUUGUUCCAGCAGGAGACCCCAUUAUUUAUACAUAUCUCCUCCGUCCUAUUCCCCGAUCAAACCAUCUGAACCUGGAUCACCCCCAGAUUUCAGUGUACUCUUCCCAGAACGCCAUGACCUCCAGAUAUAUCCAGAUUUCCGCACCCAGAAAUCCUUGGACGAGUUCUGCGAACUCCGGACUCCUUCCCCUCCUCCCCUAGACCUCACUAUCGAAAACCCGACCUCCUCUCAGAAACAACCACACACAGAUAACAAAAUACAAAUUUAAAUAGAUUAAUAACAGAUUAAAAAUACUAAACUAAUAGAAUUUGUAUACAGAAAUCAAACAAUACAUCCGUCAAUUUUUAGAACAUUUAUAUUACAUGAAUUUCUGUACGUAACAC
Pogonomyrmex barbatus (red harvester ant) is the source of this 1183-nucleotide messenger RNA. RefSeq lists its product as uncharacterized. Lineage: Eukaryota; Metazoa; Arthropoda; Insecta; Hymenoptera; Formicidae. The record is from RefSeq and is a predicted model, not a curated record.